UGAAAUCAUAACUGAAAAGUAUUCUUUCAGAUUUUAUAAUAAGAAGCAAAAGGAAGUAUUAUUUAAUAAAAAAUAACGGUGAUAACACUGUAGAACUUUCAGUGCAAAAAUGAACUCGUUAAAUUGCCGCACACACCACUGUAUCGCCUGCCUUUUCAAACAACUUGCGCUCAUCAUAAUAUUCAACUCGCUGUCACAGUCAUAUCUACCGCCAACAACAAGUACAUCACCACAAAUUGCAACAACAAUAACGCCAACUGUGAGCGCACAGCAACUGGACACUUCCGCUUGCAACGACGCGCGCUGUGAAUGCACCGGUUCUAUGGUACAAUGUUUCAUAAAUGGUGUUUUUAUAGAUAUCUACAGCUACGCGGCAGUGACAGAUUACACGAGGAUCAAUAUAAGAUGCGAGGAGAAUACAACCGUUCAGGAAAUAGAGGAAGCGCAGUUCCCUUACCGCUUAGGGGUUAAUGAGGCAUAUUUUGAAUUAGAGGAUUGCGCGAUAUUGCCGGAAAUAUUGAGGCGCGCAAAUAUAAACUACGGAGGUUUUAUCAGAUUCGACGGCGCUUUACCUGUGCCUGUGAGCUUUUUACAGAAGGCGGUUGGCUUGCAACAGUUGCAGGUUCGUUUGAUAGUUAAAAGCAACGCAUUGGACUUAUUGCCCUCAACAUUUUUUCACAACCAAAGCGCAUUGAAAGAGCUCCAGUUAUUCUUGUAUUGUGAGCCUUAUGAGAUAACACUACCAUCGCAAAUAUUCCAUACGCUCUACGGGCUGGAGGUGCUUUUAGUGAGCGUUAAUAACGAUUACAAUCCAAAAUAUAAAACGGUGCUGAAUAAUAUGACAGCGGAACAUUUUCGUGAUACAUCGAAAUUGCGUAAAUUAGACUUGAGAGGUAAUUACAUGCAAACAUUACCAAGUGAACUAUUUGUCACGCUAACCGAGUUAAACGAAUUGACUUUAUCAAGGAAUGAUUUGGCGGCGCUGCCAAGGGGUUUACUGCACGCGCAAAGUACACUGAUCCUUCUAGAUCUUUCUGAAAAUCUGUUGCAGGCGCUACCACCUGGCAUCUUUGAUACGACUCCACUUUUAUGGAAGCUUGAUUUGAGAGAAAAUCAAUUUAGUGUUCCUACAAAUAUUAUUGCUGCUGUCCAACCAUUGCGAUAUCUCUACAGACUAUUUUUGAGUGACAAUUACUUUACGCACAUUACGGGGGUUGGCGAGUUUGAAAAUUAUACAUUACUCUCGCGUCAGCAAAUUAGAGAAAUUAGUGCUGCGCCGGCUUAUUUUCAACGCUAUUUGGAGCCGCUGUCGAGUGAAUGGGAACCGUAUAAUAUGACUUUAAUCGAUCUAAGUUAUAAUCGCAUUGAAGCAUUUCAUUUAAGUGAGAUCAGUGCUGCUGGCGUAAGAUGUCCAUAUGAGCUCUAUUUCAGCAAUAAUCAAAUAAAGCAUAUAUACGCAUUAAAUCAUUUACCGCAAAAUGUUGGGAUGUGUACGCGUAAAAUAUUAUUAAAGCACAAUCCUCUACAGUGCGAUUGCACCAUAACUUGGAUCUACAGCACAGAAAUCUUUAUGGAUGCUUAUAAGAGGUGUGCCAGACGCGACGGCCAAACUCUUAAAUAUUUGUAUGAAAAUGGCGCUAUUUGUGCCUGGAGGCCCAGGUUUUGUCCAACCGCCUGCGAUUGUCAUUAUGACUCGCAAACGCUGCACAUCAACUGUACACGCGCAAAUUUGGAGAGCCUUACGGAGCUGCCGCGCCCAGAGCAGGUUUCUUUGACACACAGUACGCUUGAUAUUUCGCACAAUCUCUUUUUCGAAUUACCUCCGAAUGUGACCUUCGGUUAUGCCAAUGUAACGCGCUUGUAUGCGGCACACAAUCGCCUGAAGGAUGUACAAAGUGCGCACUUGCCGCCGCAAUUGGAAAUGCUUGAUGUGCGCAACAAUAGUUUAGAGCGCUUGAGCGACAGUUUCAUACAAUACUUUCUCAAUGAGAGCGCCACUUUGCAGCAACUAUAUCUCUCUGAGAAUCCAUGGCAUUGCGACUGUGGCGCUGAGCAGACGCUGAACGCCGUGCGUACGCAUCGUAAGCGCAUAUCCGAUGUGGCGCUCUUGGCUUGUGCUAAUCUAGAGAAUACCAGCUUGCUGCAAGCGCGCUACGAAGAUGUAUGUGUGUCUGAAUCAAUGCGCUUGGCGUGGCUACUUUUCAGCAUAUCACUGGUAAUCAUUGUGUUCAUUAGCCUAUUGGCGCUUUAUUAUAAAUAUAAUUUGGAGAUUCAUGUGUGGCUGUACGCACACGGAAUAUUUCUCUGUUGUACAAGCGAACAUGAACUGGACAAGGACAAAACAUUCGAUGCAUUCAUAUCGUAUGCCCAUCAGGACGCACGUUUUGUAAAUGACAUUCUAUUGCCUGGUCUCGAGCAGGGUGAGCCACAAUUUAGCGUGUGCACGCAUGAGCGCAAUUGGCUGGCGGGCGCUUACAUACCUGAACAAAUUAUUGAGUCAGUCGCUCAAUCACGUCGUACGAUUAUUGUCCUCUCACAAGACUUCAUCGAGUCGGAUUGGGCGCGCAUGGAAUUUCGUACGGCGCAUCAGUGCGCCUUAAAUGAGCGACGUUCGCGCAUAAUUCUAUUAAAGUACGGUGAGCUUACCGACUUGACGAAGCUCGAUAAGGAGUUACGCGCCUAUUUGACUAUGAACACCUAUUUGGAGUGGGUAGAUCAUCCAUGGUUUUGGAAUAAGCUGCGUUAUGCAAUGCCACAUCGCAAGGGAGAGGUGCGCAGCGCUGGUAUGCUUGAGUUGAAUAAUCAUCGGAGAGUGUAUGUAAUUGGCGAGGUGGAACGGAAUACGUUGCGCGAACGAGAUGAAUAGUAUUUGUUGCAAUAUAGUUCAUAUCAAUGCCAUAAAAAUUGUGUAAAAGCAUGCUAUCAUUUUAUUAUUUUAAUAUAUAAUUUAUAGUUAAUAUAUUCAAUAAAUGUUUGAAUAUUUAUA
This is a messenger RNA of Zeugodacus cucurbitae (melon fly), 2986 nucleotides long. Its product is annotated as protein toll-like. Lineage: Eukaryota; Metazoa; Arthropoda; Insecta; Diptera; Tephritidae. The coding region runs from base 110 to 2866 and encodes 918 amino acids. Gene Ontology annotation, molecular function: transmembrane signaling receptor activity; protein binding. Gene Ontology annotation, biological process: immune response; toll-like receptor signaling pathway. The transcript has a single exon. The record is from RefSeq and is a predicted model, not a curated record. Gene Ontology annotation, cellular component: membrane.